This is a messenger RNA of Hypoxylon trugodes, 2735 nucleotides long. RefSeq lists its product as uncharacterized. The transcript has 10 exons. Lineage: Eukaryota; Fungi; Ascomycota; Sordariomycetes; Xylariales; Hypoxylaceae. Gene Ontology annotation, biological process: protein phosphorylation. Gene Ontology annotation, molecular function: ATP binding; protein kinase activity. The coding region runs from base 118 to 2688 and encodes 856 amino acids. The record is from RefSeq and is a predicted model, not a curated record.
ACAUUGGGGUGGGGGGCUAACGAUAUAACGUGCCUUUACGAACGCCCUAGUGGCCUUGGGUCUUUCGGAGCUCCCCAGAAGUUUGUUGUUAAGUUCUCGAGAAAACAUGGCGGGAGUAUGCCUCUUGCGCAAGAGGAGCAUUGGACAAAGAAAGUAAAAAACUCGGCCCAUUGUAUUCAGAUGAUCGAGCCGAAAGACGUCAAUGCAAAGAAAAACGAACCGCUCAAUGAAUUACAGUUGGCACCUGCAACGGACGACUCUAGCAACGCUGAUGAUACCAGUGGAGACGAAAGCAACUACGAGAAGUAUCCGGGUACUAGAGAGGAAUACCUGGAAAGCGAGCGAAUACGUAAACAGAAAUGGCGGCAAAAUCCUCAAUACGCGCAGGCUCGCAAGGACACCGCAAAAAAUAUAACAAGGAAAAUGAGGGGCAUAGGCGGUUGGGAUUUCCUCUUAUUUGAGUAUGUAGAGAAUGGGGACCUAGGACAGCUUAUAGGCAAGCUGGCGGUCCAAACAGAAAGAGAGACAGGGGAAAUGGGAAGAGUCCCUAACAUGGUUCUGUGGUCAUUCUGGUUGUGCCUUAUCCGAGCCUGUAUUGCGAUGGAGUAUCCUCCGAGGAAAUUUCAUCCCAACCGGAAAAGACCUGAAAAGGAAAAUGAUACGUCUGGGAAAGCAUUUGGACUUGGUAAGGGCACUGAUUCUGACACAGAUGUAAGAGAGAGCGAGCAAGAAGACUUGAUCGAAAGUAUCCCCCCUUCGUCCAAAGCUGCCAGGCGUCAGAAUCUCGUUCACUUCAAUAUUGAUCCAACAAACAUAUAUAUUGGUGAGCACGAAUUGGAUCGCUAUGACAGGCAGGCAUGGGACAAUACACGUAAAGAAUUUCAGAAGAAGAGGACGUCUCGAGGAUUACCCGAGAAGGAAUUACGACCUAUCCCGCAGACUGGGGUGAGAAGCGACAGAAUAGAAGCUGAACAUCAACUUGUUCCGAGGCUUAAGUUAGCAGAAUUUGGAUUGGCGGAUAAGAUCAAGGUUGGCAAGCGCAAUAUAUAUUAUUUAAAUCGACGAGCUAGAUCGCACCACCAGAACUACGCACCGGAACAAUUCGCUGAGGAUUGGGACCUCUAUCAAGCCAAGGACGACUUUCUCACAAUAGAUGGUUCGAGGGUUGCAGGAUUCUAUGGUCCCCACACAAAUGUCUGGGGCAUAGCAUGGGUUAUGUGGUCCCUGAUCACCAAAUUUUAUCCGCCGGCUUCCCCCGAGCCUCAAAUACCAGAUGGUAUCGAACAAUUCAACAUUGUGAAGGACCCGAAGGAGCGCACCAGGCUUAUAAAUGAGAAAAUAGCCACGGGAACGCCGGUUUCUUAUUGCCCCCUUCUUAUGGCCCCAGGGCAUAACAAUUUCUUUGGAUGGGUUGACAAAGACCUCCGGGAAACGAUCUACCGGUGCAUGUACCAUUGCCCUGACCAUCGUCCGACAUUAGAAGAUUUGAUGAAGCAAGCCACCCAAAAAGUGGAAGUUGAGUUGGACGUGCCUGGUGCGGAAAAUGUACGACAAUGGAUUAAUAAAUGGAUAUACGAUGCCAUGGAUGAAGGAGAAAACUACGAUCCACCCCCAUCCCCAUCCCCUGAUGGCGGCCCUCCUCCUCCUCCUGGUGGUCCUUCAGGGGGUGCAACUUCUGGUCCUUCUGCUGGCCCUUCUUUUAAACUUCCCAAACCUUCUUCCGCCAGUCGGCCAACUGGUACUUGGCCCACGUGGGCUGCCCCUUCUGGUCCUCCCACUGGUCCUUCAUUAAAUCGCCCUCCCAAACGUCGUGCCUCGGGAGAUUCUUCGGCUAGUGGUCCUACUAAACGUCCCGCCAGCAGCUCGGGAUAUUCUACGAGUGGCCCCCCUCGUAAAAAACGCCGCGGCGCCACAACUCCUUUACCGCCGUUUGCCGCAUUAGAGGACAGUGUUCCAGAGGAGUCAAUCGAGGAAGAAGACGAUGGUGAAGCGCCGGUGAGAAGCUAUGGCGGCAGCCUCGGAGCGUCGGGUCCCUUGAUACUGCACGAAAGGCGUAAACGUAUCGCGUAUGGCAAAGGGUCUGCCAGAGCAAAUUUCGCCAAGUAUUUUAAGGCCAAGGGGUUCCGCCCAAUGCCACUCCCCAAAAGUAGAUCCAAGAGCGGCUUUGAAGCAAUUAUCGAUAGCUUGCCAGUUCAAUUCAAUUUACCAGCAGGCGUAGUCCCUCCAACUGUCGACGAGCUGAUGCGGAUAUAUCAAGCUUUAUGGGAUAGAGGAGAUUUUGUAAAUCAACCAAAGUCCAAAACCACGAAAACACCAAAGGCCAAGACCAAGACCAAGACGGGCAAGAAACCGACCAAGUCGGAGCCCCCUCAAACGCCCGAUGUAACAGGGGAGAAAAGAAGCAGAGCCCCAACAUCGGGAGAUGUUUUGGCUGCGGUUCUGGCCGAAUGGGCAGAGAAUAACAAUAUGAUGCUAGACUUAGGUUACAUUUGGCCAACAGGUGGGAAGGGCCGUGGAAAAUCAGUUCAAGAAAAGCGGUUCGAUAACCAAUUUGGGAAUUCGCAUGCCGUACAAACACUAUGGAUCUAUAACUCUACUCGGCGUGGGGCCGACGAUAAAGGUGAGGAUUCGAGUGCAAACCAUUUUGCUGGUCUCGAGUUCGAUAUGGGUCAAGAAUCAAUGGCUUAAACCAAUAGUUACCCAGGUAGCUAUUGUGGUUUAUUUGUAUAUUAGGC